Messenger RNA from Penicillium longicatenatum, 678 nucleotides. RefSeq names its product GNAT family N-acetyltransferase. The record is from RefSeq and is a predicted model, not a curated record. The transcript has a single exon. Gene Ontology annotation, molecular function: acyltransferase activity, transferring groups other than amino-acyl groups. NCBI's taxonomy places the organism in Eukaryota, Fungi, Ascomycota, Eurotiomycetes, Eurotiales, Aspergillaceae. The coding region runs from base 1 to 678 and encodes 225 amino acids.
AUGGCUUCCAACUACACAUACUCAUUCUUCCGCAUCUCGAAGACGGAUGGCAUUAGCGUUUCCGCUCAAAAAUACCGAGAACUGCGCCUACAAGCAUUGAAAACUUCACCUGGCUCUUUCUCUUCAACCUACGACAUCGAAGCAGCUUUCGUCGACACUGAUUGGAUAGACCGACUCACAGUUCCCUAUCGGGAGGUCUUCAUUUGCGCCGCUACACCAUCUGGCCAAGAUCUGUGUCCCAAUGACAUUCAAUGGGUCGGUCAGGUUACUCUCCGAGGACCUGCAUCCCGCGCUGAUUUCGAGUUGCCCCCUGAAGCUGGACAGCCCCCUCAGAGAUCCGACGAAGAGGAGGAGCGAUGGCAGAUGCUGAGCUUGUUUACACUUCCGGAACACCGCGGUCGUGGACUUGGCGGCAAAUUAUGCCAGGCGUCGCUUGAUCAUCUUCGAUCGUAUAGAUCAACUCCGAGAGAUGUUCAGGUUCGCCUUAUCGUGAAGGCGGGUAAUGAUGUUACUGUUGAGUUGUAUCGGCGUCUUGGAUUUAUACACGCUGGAAAGGCGACUCUUGUGGAAGCUCUUAUCGCAAAUGGGGAUGAACAUCUCAUUCCGAAGGAUGGGAAUGAGGCGAUGUACUCCGUGCGGCAGGGCCUUAUCAUGAUAUCGCGGAUAUCACGGUCUUAG